Messenger RNA from Neohortaea acidophila, 1495 nucleotides. RefSeq lists its product as uncharacterized. The transcript has a single exon. The coding region runs from base 409 to 1221 and encodes 270 amino acids. The record is from RefSeq and is a predicted model, not a curated record. Lineage: Eukaryota; Fungi; Ascomycota; Dothideomycetes; Mycosphaerellales; Teratosphaeriaceae.
ACCUCACUCUCUUCUUUCAACCACCUGAUCUUCAUCGAUUUCAAGACAGCUAAGUGCUGCCUCACGCAAUCAAUGCCGCAGCGAUGGCGAACCGCCUUCGCCCCUCGUCCGCGUAAGCAAGCCACUGUGGCGGAGGCCGAUCACGAGCUCGACCGGUGAAAGCGGCACGUCGCAAAGGUACAGUAUCUUGAGCUUGACCACGUUGCUGCGGUGCAUUCUCUCCCAUCCUCUCCCGUCACUUCUGCUCAUCAUGAUUUCUUUGCAUUGUCCGUCAUCUCUCAUGGGCACGCCGUUGCCAGUACAGAGCUCGGCGAACACGUCCGAUUCUUGACCCUUGCCAGCAUCCUCGUGCAUAGCUAGCACGAACAGGCCCAGCGGAGCGGAGGAUAUGCUGGCAAAUAUCGCGAUAUGGCCCUCAUCCGCCUCCUGCAGCGCAAACCCAACGGCGAAAUCGGCGUCUGCGAGCCCGCCAGCUACAAUGCCCCCGCCUACGGAAUCCUCUCUCACACCUGGGGCACAGAAGAGAUCCUCUUCCGAGACCUGAAGCCCGGCGCGGACAUGAGCAGGACGAUGAGCAAAGCAGGCUGGCGAAAGAUCGAGUUCUGCGCCCAGCAGGCCGCAGCCGACGGCCUACAGUACUUCUGGAUCGACACGUGCUGUAUCGACAAGAAGAACGCGGUCGAGCUGAGCGCGGCGAUCAACUCGAUGUUUCGGUGGUACCAGAGUGCCGCGUGCUGCUACGUCUAUCUCUCCGACGUCUCGAUCAACGAAGGCGGAUGGCAAGAACAGUUCAGGAGGAGCCGCUGGUUCUCCCGCGGCUGGACGCUGCAGGAACUCCUCGCGCCGCGCACCGUCAAGUUCUUCUCGAGAGAAGGCCAGCUGCUGGGUGACAAGUGGUCAUUGGAAAGGGAGAUCCACGAGACCACCCAGAUCCCCGUGCAGGCAUUGCGAGGAUCGCGCCUUGCUGAGUUUGGGGUGAGUGAGCGGAUGGCGUGGGCUACGGGCCGUCAGACGACCAUCGAAGAAGACCAGGUGUAUUGCCUCCUGGGCAUCUUUGAGGUCUUUAUGCCUCCGAUAUAUGGAGAAGGAGACGCACAUGCAUUCUCCAGGCUGCGGGAGGAGAUAGAGAAGCGCCUGCAAAGGCAUGCGGUGGAAUCCUUGCGUGGGCUGCCAGGUUCGUUCAGUUUCCGCGGCCUCUCUCUACCAGAGUGCAUGUAUUGACGAGCUACAGUUCCCUCGUCUUCGACCGCUCUCAAUGCAAGGACUUUAAGCUCAAGGAAUCCAAGACUGGAAGCCUGCGAAGACGAAGAGGAGCAAAGAAGGAGAGAUGUCGCAGUAGAACCUCAUUUCCACACGUCGGGAUCCUGUGACCGCACACCAACUUCCUCUUACGAUACUCGAGCGCUGCAGGCAGCCGGGAUACCGAAUAUGCCUCCGCCUACAUCAAUUAGAGCGCUAGAGCUCAAGAGUUUAGAUAGAUCGUUUGACCUGUGGU